CCGGAUCAGCUUUCGUCGCCUCCGCAGCCCUGAGGAGCCGUUGCGGCCGCCCCCGCCGUCCCCGCCGGCCACUAUGUCCGCUCAGGCGCAGAUGCGGGCCCUGCUGGACCAGCUCAUGGGCACAGCCCGGGACGGUUCAGUGUAUCUUUGCCUGCCUACAUCAAUCUGCAAGGGAGUUGCAGAAAAGCCUCAUGUUCAUCGAGCCGUGAGUCACAACCAAUUUCUAAGCUGUUAUAACAAAAAAGUGUUUGCUUUUUUUCACAAGUAACUUUAAAAGUGUAGUUUAGAAAGAAAACAUUUUCCAUAAAAAGACACUACAUUAAUCCUGGAUGCUUGCAAAUCCUAAAAUAUAUUCCUCCUUUAGUAUUACACAGCUCUGUGUCCUAUACACAGAUUACCUUUAAAAUUUGUCACAUACCACUUUGCCUUUACUUUUAUGUAUCAUUCCCCCUGACUUCCUUACUGCAGGUGUGGGCAAGAAAACUUUUCCUUUAAAACUUUUCAACAGCGGGCAUAAAAUUCUGCAGCUGAGGUCUUGAAGAAUGCAGAUGGGUACAGUAUGUGUUGGAGCUCACAGUGUGUAUUGACUAACCUAGUUCUUUUUGCUUUUUUUUUGGUACUGUCUUGUUAAAAGUGACUCCCAGGUGCCAACCCUCUCUUUUUUUGAGGGUGGGGACACAAGUGGGAUAAGAAGAAGAGGUCUAGGUUAUUUAACAGUCAGCAGUGGAGUUUGAAAGUUUUCUUCUUGUAAUUUUGGGCAAAAUAAUGCCUAUGCAAUUGUCCAUAACCAAAGAUGAGAUUAAUAAGUAGCAUUGGUGGAAAUGACUAGCUAUAAUUCCUACUUGGUGAUUCAUGGUCCUCUGAUUAGCAUGGGUUUUGGAACCUCAUUCUCCACAUAUAUAUGUGGGGCUAAUGUCCUUUUGGUGCUCUCAGCCUUUUGCUUCUGACUCCUUCACUUCCUUGCACAAUGAUGGGGUCAGAUCUCAUUAAAUGAUUCUUCAUGAUAUACGUAGCAUCAACAAACAUCCAUAUUCCGUUCCAGUUGUAAACAUCUUUAGCUCAGUUUUUGAGUGUAUUUGGUGGGAGAACACAAAUGAUAGUCUGCAAAUCCAGGAGCAUUGUUGUACCAGAUACCCUUUUGUGGUCGAUGUGAUAAUAUUGUCUUAUUUAAAACCACACGUGAAUUUCAGGAGACGAAACCAGACAGAGGGUCAAGUUUACAGAUGACCGUGUCUGCAAGAGUCACCUUCUGGAUUGCUGCCCCCAUGACAUCCUGGCUGGGACGCGCAUGGAUUUGGGAGAAUGUACCAAAAUCCACGACUUGGCCCUCCGAGCAGAUUAUGAGAUUGCAAGUAAAGAAAGAGACCUGUUUUUUGAAUUGGAUGCGAUGGAUCAUCUGGAGUCUUUUAUUGCCGAGUGUGACCGGAGAACUGAGCUUGCCAAAAAGCGCCUGGCUGAGACGCAGGAGGAGAUCAGCGCCGAGGUGUCUGCCAAGGCAGAAAAAGUACAUGAACUGAAUGAAGAAAUAGGGAAACUCCUUGCUAAAGCUGAGCAGCUGGGAGCAGAAGGAAAUGUGGACGAAUCGCAGAAGAUCCUUAUGGAAGUGGAGAAAGUUCGUGCAAAGAAAAAAGAAGCUGAGGAGGAAUACAGAAACUCCAUGCCCGCAUCCAGUUUCCAGCAGCAGAAACUGCGGGUCUGUGAGGUCUGCUCGGCCUACCUUGGUCUCCAUGAUAAUGACCGUCGUCUUGCAGACCAUUUUGGGGGCAAGUUACACUUGGGGUUCAUUCAGAUCCGAGAGAAGCUUGACCAGUUGAGGAAAACUGUUGCUGAGAAGCAGGAGAAGAGAAACCAGGACCGCCUGAGGAGGAGAGAGGAACGGGAACGAGAGGAAAGGCUGAGCAGGAGGUCUGGAUCAAGAACCAGAGAUCGCAGGAGGUCCCGCUCUCGGGACCGCCGUCGCAGGCGGUCCAGGUCUACCUCCCGGGAGCGGCGGAAGGCUUCCCGGUCCCGGUCCCGAGACAGACACCGGCGCCACCGGAGCCGCUCCCGGAGCCACAGCCGCGGCCACCGCCGGACUUCCAGGGACCGGAGUUCGAAAUACAAGUUCUCCAGAGAGCGGGCGUCGAGAGAGGAGUCCUGGGAGAGAGGACGGAGUGAGAGAGGUGCUGUCGACUGGAGGCUUGAGAGCUCCAACGGGAAGACAGCACCACGGAGGUCGGAGGAGAAGGAGGCCGGCGAGCUCUGAGCCCACUGGAGCGUGUAAAUAGUCUUAGAAUGCUCGGCAAAGCCCGAAGUUACCCUUCAUAUUUGCUGAAUAUGACUCAUCUUUUGUAGUUCAAAGUUUCUAUUGUUUUGGAGCUAGCCGCGAGUUUCUAGAGAUGUACAGAGUUGCUCCUGUGUUUUGGGGUUCUGUUGAGUAGGAAUAAUAAACCUGACAGACUGCCUCGAAACAUGA
Choloepus didactylus (southern two-toed sloth) is the source of this 2455-nucleotide messenger RNA. RefSeq names its product LUC7 like (gene LUC7L). Gene Ontology annotation, cellular component: U2-type prespliceosome; U1 snRNP. NCBI's taxonomy places the organism in Eukaryota, Metazoa, Chordata, Mammalia, Pilosa, Megalonychidae. The record is from RefSeq and is a predicted model, not a curated record. Gene Ontology annotation, biological process: mRNA splice site recognition. Bases 1289 to 2245 code for a protein of 318 amino acids. Gene Ontology annotation, molecular function: mRNA binding. The transcript has 10 exons.